CACGCUGCUCCCCCAGGAAACCGCAUCCGCACGGUGACAGGUCUGGACCCCCAGAAGAUGGUCAGCCUGCACACACUGGAGCUUCGGGGGAACCAGCUGGAAAGCACCCUGGGAAUCAGCCUGCCUAAGCUGAAGAACCUCUACCUGGCCCAGAACAUGCUGAAGAAGGUGGAAGGCUUGGAGAACCUAAGCCAACUCACCACUUUGCAUCUUCGAGACAACCAGAUUGGAACUCUGAGCGGCUUCUCAGGGGAGAUGAAAUCACUGCAGUACCUCAACCUGAGGGGCAACAUGAUAUCCAGCCUGGGGGAGCUGGCCAAACUUCGGGACUUGCCCAAGCUUCGAGCCUUGGUGCUGCUAGACAACCCGUGCGCAGACAAGGCGGACUACCGCCAGGAGGCCCUGGUGCAGAUGGCACACCUGGAACGCCUGGACAAGGAAUUUUACGAGGAGGAGGAACGGGCUGAGGCCGAAGAGAUCCGUCAGAGGCUGAAGGAGGACCAGGGGCAGGAGGCCGAGCCUGAGCACGACCCGGGACUAGACCAGCCCUUGGGCCGAGAGCCGGUCUAG
This is a messenger RNA of Carlito syrichta (Philippine tarsier), 570 nucleotides long. RefSeq names its product leucine rich repeat containing 23 (gene LRRC23). Lineage: Eukaryota; Metazoa; Chordata; Mammalia; Primates; Tarsiidae. Gene Ontology annotation, cellular component: cytoplasm. The transcript is spliced from 3 exons. Gene Ontology annotation, molecular function: protein binding. The annotation marks the transcript as partial. The record is from RefSeq and is a predicted model, not a curated record.